AUGGGUCUUUUGGCGCUGGGAACUGCGCUGGAAUGGCCGGAGGCAAAGAAGCGAGCCGACCAGGUUCGAGAAUGGGGAAUCAAACAACUUCUUGAGAUAUGGAACAAGGCCAAGGGGAAGGAGCGAGAUGCCAUGUUAUGGGGUGAUGAGGUCGAGUACUUGGUCGUCACAUAUACCAAGGAUGAAGAAAAGGUCCUGCUGUCUCUAAGACAAGCCCAGAUUCUAGAAGCUUUGGCUACUGAUAAGGAACUAGCCAAAGAAGGCUGUGUGCCUGCUCUUCAAGAUGGACCUGUGCAGAAGUCCAAAACUCACCCGUUGCCGGUCUUUCAUCCAGAGUUUGGCCGUUUCAUGCUUGAAGCGACGCCGGGCAAACCAUGGGGCAUCGGCUUUAAGGAACUGCUCGAUGUUGAGCCUGAUAUGAAGCUCCGUCGCAAGAUCGCCAAAGACCACAUGUUGUCCAACGAGCAUCCCAUUACUCUGACGACGUUCCCACAAAUAGGAAUUCCUGGACAGUUCACCGACCCUUAUUAUCCUCCAUCCGGAUCAAAACUUCGGUCACAAUUUGUUCCCGAUGAGAUUGCCAAUCCUCAUAUUAGAUUCCCGACCCUGGCUGCCAAUAUCAGAUGGCGCCGUGGCCGCAAGGUACAGGUCAAUGUGCCUGUGUUCCACGACAAGAACACUCCUACCCCUUGGAAAGACCCAACCGUCAACUAUGACCUUCACAAUUGGCCGGAGGAUGAUGAUGUACGCAACGGUGCUUCUCCCGACGACUUUAUCCACAUGGAUGCCAUGGCAUUUGGCAUGGGCAGCUGCUGUCUUCAGAUCACCUUUCAAGCCAAGAAUAUCACUGAAGGCAGACAAAUGUACGACCAGCUCAGCCCCCUGGGUCCGAUCAUGCUAGCCUUGACUGCCGCCACACCAAUCUACAAAGGCUUCCUGGCCAACACCGACGUCCGAUGGAACCAGAUUAGCCGCGCGGUCGACUGUAGAACACCCGAGGAGUUAGGAGAAAAGCCUCUUAAAAAUGAUCGGUGGAGGAUACCCAAGUCGCGAUAUGCUUCCAACUCGACAUACAUCUCAACAGAUCCCAGACUGCGGCCAGAAUACAUGGACCCCGACCUAGUCAUCGACCCCAAGAUCAAGGCCAAACUAAUGGAAGGCGGAAUGGACGACCUUCUCGCCACCCACUUCGCCCACCUAUUCAUCCGUGAUCCCAUCGUCAUCUUCGAGGAAGACCUCCAGGAGCUCGACCUCAACAAAACAGACCACUUUGAGAACAUCCAAUCCACCAACUGGCAACACAUGCGGUUCAAGCCCCCGCCCGCCGAAAACAACAUCGGCUGGCGCGUAGAGUUCCGCCCCAUGGAAAUCCAAGUCACCGACUUCGAAAACGCCGCCUUCUCCGUCUUCAUGGUCCUCGUCACCCGCGCCAUGCUCUCCUUCGACCUCAACUUCUACAUCCCCAUCAAAAAGGUCGACGAGAACAUGGAGCGCGCCCACGCCGUCGACGCCGUCCUCCGCGAAAAGUUCUACUUCCGCAAGAACCCCUUCCCCCUGCGUCCCUCCCGCGCCAACACCGUCUUCGGCGACGAAUCCCGCCCCGGCUCUGCCAUGCCCAGCCGCUGCGGCUCCCCCGGCCUCCCUGUCGACGAGGAGUACGGCGAAAUGACCAUUGACGAAAUCAUCAAUGGCUCCGCGGACGGCGACUUCCCCGGUCUUAUCCCCAUUGUGGAGAGCUACCUCGACAGCGUGAACGUCGAUGUCGAAACUCGCUGCCAGCUAGCUACCUACCUCUCCUUGAUUAGCAAGCGUGCGAGCGGCGAGCUCGACACCACAGCUCGGUGGAUUAGGAACUUUGUCGAUGCGCACCCACGGUAUAAGCAUGACAGUGUGGUAGACGACGUCAUUACGCAUGAUCUUAUUGGGGCCGUUCUCGCGAUAGGAGAGCGAGAGAGUGCGAAUAGGAACUUUGCUGGUCUUGGGAUCCAUGGCCUGCCUAGGCUGCUGGGUGGUUUUAGAGGCGGGUGUGGGCAGGAUGCCGUGACGAAUGGGGAGAACGGCAACGGCAAUGGUAAUGGCGACUUGGUUUCUGGUGCGGUUGAGGAGAAUGGCUCGCGAAAGAGGAAGAGUGAGUGGUUGGACGUGGAGCAAGAUAGGAAAGAGUAA
Messenger RNA from Pochonia chlamydosporia 170, 2166 nucleotides. RefSeq names its product glutamate--cysteine ligase. The transcript is spliced from 6 exons. Gene Ontology annotation, biological process: glutathione biosynthetic process. Bases 1 to 2166 code for a protein of 721 amino acids. Gene Ontology annotation, molecular function: glutamate-cysteine ligase activity. Lineage: Eukaryota; Fungi; Ascomycota; Sordariomycetes; Hypocreales; Clavicipitaceae. Gene Ontology annotation, cellular component: glutamate-cysteine ligase complex. The record is from RefSeq and is a predicted model, not a curated record.